AUGGUCUCCAAGUUCUUCACCGUGGCCCUCCUCGCCGCCACUCCUAUCCUGGCCAGGACGGAUCUCGAGGGCUGCACCACCUACGACACGGUCAUCAGCGACGCCAAUGGCAUGUACGCGUCUCGCAUCUGGUACGUCCCCGACACGGGCGAGCUGUGCGACUUCCUCGACUGCGGCGGCGGCCGAGCUCCCCCCAAGACGACCGUCCCAGGAUGUCCCUCCUACGAGGGCACCGAGACUUACUCUCCUCUCUUCAUCAACCCCAAGACUCUUGGUGGAGCUGCCGCAGAGGAGACUGGUAGCAGUGCCAGUGCUACGAGCAGCGACGAGGACGAUGAGACCAGGUCUGCUACCAUUACUCAGGCUCCUACUACGGAGACCAAGGCAAGCGUUGCUUCUACCGCUGUCGAGACUGAGACCGAGACUGAGUCUGAGUCUGAGGAUGUGAGCGAGUCCAAGACCCAGAGCAAGGACACAAAGACCAUCACCACCCUCACCACCCACGCAACUGCAACUGCAGCUGCUUCCUCCGGAGCCGAGUCCGGUUCCGAUUUCCCCUCCGGAGCCGGCUCCAACUCCUCCGCCUCCACCUCCGCCUCCAACGCCGCUGCUACCCCGGCCUCGACCGCCGUUUCCACCGCUGGCGCCGCCAUGCCCACUGCCGGUGCUUUCCUCGCUCUGGCUGGUGCUGCCAUGUACGCCGGAAUGCUGUAA
Molecule: messenger RNA, 714 nt
Organism: Fusarium sp. VM40
Lineage: Eukaryota; Fungi; Ascomycota; Sordariomycetes; Hypocreales; Nectriaceae
Source: the annotation of a GenBank genome assembly